ACGACAUUGACUAGGUGGGCCACCCAAGCAUUUACAAAGGCGCAACCUCUUGAUCCGAAUCGUACUUUGGCUUGGAUCGGCCAGACAUUGACUGCAAUAGCAAACCGCCAUGAAGCGAGGCACAUUACUUGAGCAUGCAGUCAGCAUGACAGCAGACGUGGUAAAUACAAGCCAGCUGCCCUAUAUCUGUAUAACGUGCGGUUCAAGCCUAUGGCAGACCUGCAAUUUGCCUCGCGCGUUCUUGUCACUGUAAAUGAUUCAAAUACAGUCCGUGCACCCACUACAGAUAUCCUUUUACCUGCCUUCUUCAUCCUCGGACGCCAUUCCCAGCUCUUCUCGGCUUCGGAUGGCUGGGGCCUCCAUACCUUCGGUCUGAUUUGCGAAUGCCUUGGAAAGCUUGAACAGGAUGUAGAAUACAUAAAUUGUGCAAUUACUCUCCUAGAAACAGCGUACGAAGAGAAAGAGGACCCCAUAGUCGAAUGCCAAUUCGUCAUCGCACGCACCAAUGUCGCACGGCUUUGUCUUAGACUGCAGGGCUACGAAGGAUUGCUGACAUCUUUCGAAAACGUUCUAGGUCUACUUCCUGAAGAUGCAGGGGCAUGAAUCACAGUUUCUACGCUUGCGAUCUCAAUACGGGCCAGAGUUAGCGCCAUUCAAGAUGGGGGAUCUUCAGGCCACUAUGGUGACGCUCCAAGCUGCUUUGGAAAGCGCCCCUGACGAUCGUGUCCUUCGAGGACAGGUCACUAUUCUACUGACGCAGACAAUGUGGGCGAUUAGGAC
Suillus fuscotomentosus is the source of this 780-nucleotide messenger RNA. RefSeq lists its product as uncharacterized. NCBI's taxonomy places the organism in Eukaryota, Fungi, Basidiomycota, Agaricomycetes, Boletales, Suillaceae. The coding region runs from base 211 to 603 and encodes 130 amino acids. The record is from RefSeq and is a predicted model, not a curated record. The transcript has a single exon.